AUGGAUCUUACGUGCUUACCUUUGGAAAUCACAGCUCGUAUAGCAUAUCUAUUACCAGCCCAAGACAAAGCUCAAUGCUCGUUAACUUGCAGAAGCCAACAGCUUUCUAAAGGAUGUAUUAACAAAGAGAUUGGCUGGGGUGUGUGGAAAUACCUGGAAAGCUUGGAUAUUCAGUUUGACAAAACAGACGGUCUUGCAGCAAAGAAUAAUAUUUUUGCCACAUUCUCCCAUCUUCCUCGUUUGAUAAAUUUAAAAACUGGCAAAUGUAUUGAAAUGCAACUCAUACCAUUUACCAUGGAAGAUAUGGACUUUAUUCACCAAACGGUCGAAAUGCGACUAUUUCAUAUCAACACCGAUCUUAUUGACUACAAGUGGGUGGGAUAUUUUGCUUGCAAGUACCCAUAUCUACGCAUGUGGAACUCUUAUUCACACAAAUCUUGUGCUGAUGUAAAUAUUACCGCCGGCGAUUCAGACUGCAAUCAGCAGACCCGUCAUUUCAUUUCUCUUAUAAGACAAAGUAUCGAUGUGUUUAAGUUAUUGGAAACGGUACACACGCACUGUAAAAACUGCUUUCAAGGGAAUCCUUUCACCUUUUGGGAAUUUCUCGAUCCCAAAACUACGCCACUUAAGACCAUCAAAUGUCUAGUUGACGAAUAUAAUGGACUCGGAUCACAAAUAGAAUUCUUUGAAAAUUAUGUGAAUCCCUUUUCUGGAACCCUCAAAAAGAUUGAUAUAAUUUUAAAUACUGAUACCAAGGAUAUUUCCAAUCAUCUGUCAUUCUCUAAAAUAAUAAAUGUUUUCCCUUCUUUGACGAAGGCAAACAUCAACUUUAGUGGUGCAACUCUAGACAUUGCCAUUGUUCUCGACAACUGCCUUACUUUGAAAAGCUUAAAGGUUUCCUCAUGUAUGAUUAGUACAGAAUUAAACCAAUUCAGACUUUCAUCAUCGCACGGUUUACGAUUUCUACACGCCUAUCACUCAAAAGUCACCACCAACGUCCUUCAUUAUAUCUCUCUUCGUUGCAGACGUUUAAAUUACAUGAAACUAGACACAACAGAAAUAAUAGGAGCCAUAGUUCCGACUACUGGAGAUAUGCGUAUCAAUAUGGCUUACAGCCACUUCACUGCUCUCUGUUUAUGCAACAAAAACAAUAUAAACCGCGCUUGGUUUUUCCUGACCUACUUCCAAAAAAUAAACGAGCCUGAGUCUUCUACCUUUGCAUAUCCACUAUCAAAAAGAAGAUGCAUCCAAGUCAGCAAAUAUUUUCAUCGUUUCAAGCACACAGAGGACUUUUCACACAUGGCUUGGAUUUCUUCCUACAGUAGUUUUAAUAACCCAAGUCGUGAACAUUUCUGGAAAAAGAAUUUCUUUCGAGGCUAUGUCUCAUUUGAAUCUUUGAGUUCACAGGCAGAGAUUACUGUAAUCACCAAGUUUGGUGUUCAAGUCUUUUAA
Messenger RNA from Phycomyces blakesleeanus NRRL 1555(-), 1452 nucleotides. RefSeq lists its product as hypothetical. The record is from RefSeq and is a predicted model, not a curated record. The transcript has 5 exons. Bases 1 to 1452 code for a protein of 483 amino acids. NCBI's taxonomy places the organism in Eukaryota, Fungi, Mucoromycota, Mucoromycetes, Mucorales, Phycomycetaceae. Gene Ontology annotation, molecular function: protein binding.